AUGUAUAUUUUCCAAAUGCUAAAUGCUAACAGGGCAAGAAGUCAGCCUAGAUCAACUCGAUCUGUGUCUUUAGGAGGUAUGGAUUAUGCAGACCCAAAGAAGAAGAACAAUGUUGUAGGCAAAGUUCUCUUGGCUGCUACACUAACAACAUUGUGCAUUAUCAUGCUCAAACAAUCUCCAAGUUUUACCAGCCCAAGCCUGACAAACACUCAAGUUUUAACAGGAAUAAACAUGCGUUAG
Messenger RNA from Thlaspi arvense, 240 nucleotides. Lineage: Eukaryota; Viridiplantae; Streptophyta; Magnoliopsida; Brassicales; Brassicaceae. The record is from the annotation of a GenBank genome assembly.